Messenger RNA from Callorhinus ursinus (northern fur seal), 969 nucleotides. RefSeq names its product olfactory receptor family 5 subfamily C member 1 (gene OR5C1). Gene Ontology annotation, biological process: G protein-coupled receptor signaling pathway. Lineage: Eukaryota; Metazoa; Chordata; Mammalia; Carnivora; Otariidae. Gene Ontology annotation, molecular function: olfactory receptor activity; G protein-coupled receptor activity. Gene Ontology annotation, cellular component: membrane. The record is from RefSeq and is a predicted model, not a curated record.
AUGACUACAGAGAACUUCACCCGGACCAGAGUUACCCCUGUUGACUUCAUCCUCCUGGGCAUCACGGAUCGCUGGGACCUACGUGUGACCCUCUUCCUGGUUUUCCUGCCAGUCUACCUGGUGAGCCUGCUGGGAAAUGUGGGCAUGCUGCUGCUGAUCCGCGUGGAUGCCCGGCUCCAAACGGCCAUGUACUUCUUCUUGGCCAGUCUCUCCCUGCUGGAUGCCUGCUAUUCCUCAGCCAACGGCCCCAAGAUGCUAGUGGACUUGCUGCUGCCCCACGCCACCAUCCCUUACCCAGCCUGUGCCCUCCAGAUGUUUGUGUUUGCAGGGCUGGCUGAUGCUGAGUGUUGCCUGUUGGCAGCCAUGGCCUAUGACCGCUACGUGGCCAUCAGAAACCCUCUUCUCUACACAAUAGCCAUGUCGCGGCGCGUGUGCCUGGCCUUGCUGGGAGCAUCAGGCCUGGGCGGGGCCGUGAGUGCCUUUGUCCACACGACCUUCACCUUCCGCUUGAACUUCUGCGGCUCCCGGGAGGUCAACAGCUUCUUCUGUGACAUCCUCCCCCCGCCCCCGCUGGCCAUCUCGUGCAAUGACACCAGUCUCAAAGAGCUCCUCCUCUUCGCUGUCCGUGGCUUCAUCCAGACAGCAACUGUGUUGGUCAUUACCGUGUCAUACGGUUUCAUUGCUGGGGCUGUGAUUCGCAUGCGCUCGGCGGAGGGCCGCUGGCGAGCAGCCUCUACCUGUGGCUCUCACCUCACGGCUGUAGCCAUGCUGUAUGGGACACUCAUUUUCAUGUACCUGCGUCCCAGCUCCAGCUAUGCCCUGGACACUGACAAGAUGGCAUCUGUGUUCUAUACUUUUGUCAUCCCAGCUCUCAACCCACGCAUCUACAGCCUCCGCAACAAGGAGGUCAAGGAAGCAGUCAGAAGGACUUGGAGCCGAUUCUGCUGCCCUGGUCCAGGGCACCAAUAA